AUGGAAGAAACGGAAGACGUAGAAUUUGUAUCUGCUGAACAUGAUCGCUUAGUAAGUGCUGUUUCUAAAUUAGAUAAAACUCAACAUAUAACUGAACCUACACGGAAUGAGCCAACAAAUUUAAAUACAGAAUUUAAUCUGAUAAAAAUAUCAAAUAAGCUUAACCUCAACAACAUAGUAAAAGUUUUAGAGGAUACUGCUCACCAUGUCAAAAUAAGUAAAAAAUUAAAAGAAAGUCAGAAGUCGUCUAAAAUACUGCCUAAGCCAUUAGAGAAACCUCAAGCUGAACGAAUAAAGAGAGCCACUGGGUAUGAGCAAACUAAGAAGAAAGUAGGAAGAUGGGAUCCAGUUGUUGCCCGAAAUCGUACAGUAGAUUUUGUGACAUUUCCUUUAAAGAAUGUUAAUACUAAACUUCAGCCAACACAGGAAUUUUUGUCAAAAUUAAAGUUAAAAUCUCCACUUGAAAAAGAAUUAGAGGAAGUAGAUCCACCUGCUGCUGAAGAUCCAGAGGAGGAGGAAGAACCUUUGUAUCCUAUGUCAUAUGAAGAAAUGCUUGAACACAGACAGCAGCUUGCGAAACUAAGGGCUCAACAAUCUUACCAAGCAGCUAAAGCCAAAAGACAAAGUAAAAUAAAGAGCAAGAAAUACCAUCGUAUAUUAAAAAAAGAUAAGCUUAAACAGCAGUUAAAAGAAUUUGAAGAACUGCAAAGUAAGAAUCCUGAAGAAGCAUUAAAGAAACUGGAGGCACUUGAAAAAGCUAGAGCUUUAGAGAGGCAUACACUUCGGCACAAAAAUACAGGAAAAUGGGCCAAAAGCAAACUAGUGAGAGCAAAGUAUGACAAAGAGGUCAGACAACAAUUAGCUGAGCAAUUAGCAGUCAGUAAAUCUCUUACUCAUAAAACAGUAGACAUAGAAAGUUCUGAUGAGGAUGCUGAUAACAAUGAAGAAAUUCAAGAUAUAGCCCUUUCACAAGAUCCUGCAAAUCCUUGGAUGAUGAGAAGAGCAGAUAAAGAUAAUGUAGAUGCUGCAUUUGACUUUGGCUAUAAAAAGUUUCUUAAAAACAAAAUGUUCAAACGACAAGAAGCUAGUGGUUCAGAAUCUGAUCAGGAUUUCUCGGAGACUGGUAAUCAGAAUAAAACAGAAUGUGUACUCAAACUUUUAAAGGAGAGUGUUAAUAAAAUAGGUCACAAAGAAAAUGAUGAUCAUUCUGGAAAAACUGCAGAUUCCAAUGAUGUUUUAAAUGAACCAGCCAAGAAAAAGCCUAAAAUGUCAAAUAAACAUCCUCCUGUCGAAAAUAGAACACUAAAGAGAAAAACAGAAAUAGUUGCUACAUCAAAUUGGGUUGUUGUCCCUGUAACUACAAAUCAAAAGGAGGAACAAGUUAAGGCUUCAGAAGAUAUUUCGAACAUUUUUGAAUCAUUUGAAAACAAAGUUGUAGGCAAAGUAGCAAAAAAAAUUAAAAAGUUAAAAAAGCAAUUUGAUAACAUGGAAAAAAAAUCUGUGGCAGCAAGCAAAAACGAAGCCAGUACACAUACUGAUGAAAAGUAUGAGUUAGAAUAUUUAAAAUUUAAAAAUCAAAACAAAAAACCAAUAAUUGAUGAACCAUUAAUAGAAACAAACACUAAAACAGAUGUUUCCAAGGAUGAAAAUAAAUCAUUGACCAAGGCAUUGAUAUCCAAUGAAAAACAAGAUAAUUCGAAUACAGAUAUAGAUCCUAGCAGGUUUAUUGAAGUCAAGCCAAAAUAUUUAAACACAUCUGUGCCGAAAGAUGUAAAUGAAUAUGAUAAUUUGGAUGAUGAUGAUGAACAAGUUGUUCCAAAAAUAGAUAUUGAAGAAGUGUUUGAAGAAGAUGAUGUUGUAGCUAGUUUUAGACAAGAAAAAGAAAAUGAAAUAAAUAAAGAUAAACCACAAGACAUAGACUUAAGUUUACCAGGGUGGGGACAGUGGGGAGGCAAAGGUGUUAAAGCUUCUCGGCGAAAGAAAAAUAGGUUUAUUUUAAAAGCACCACCAAAUGUCCCACGACGUGACGAAAAUAAGGGCGAUGUAAUUAUUAAAGAAUAUAAAGACCCAAAACUCGCUUCACAUAAAGUGUCAGAUAUACCAUUUCCAUUUAGCAGUGUUAAAGAUUAUGAAGCUUCAAUUAGAAUUCCACUUGGAAACACUUUCAUCCCUGAAAAGGCACACAAAAAACUUAUUCGUCCAGCUGUGAUCACAAAAGCAGGUGCAAUUAUUGAACCAAUGGAUGAAGAGGAGUUACUUGUCUCUAGAAAUCGUACCUUUAGAAAUGAAGCUGUUAUUAGGUUGUUAGCAAAGAAAUAA
Parnassius apollo (apollo) is the source of this 2319-nucleotide messenger RNA. NCBI's taxonomy places the organism in Eukaryota, Metazoa, Arthropoda, Insecta, Lepidoptera, Papilionidae. The record is from the annotation of a GenBank genome assembly.